This is a messenger RNA of Hemiscyllium ocellatum (epaulette shark), 5485 nucleotides long. RefSeq names its product transmembrane protein 200A-like. The record is from RefSeq and is a predicted model, not a curated record. Bases 452 to 1762 code for a protein of 436 amino acids. The transcript has 2 exons. NCBI's taxonomy places the organism in Eukaryota, Metazoa, Chordata, Chondrichthyes, Orectolobiformes, Hemiscylliidae.
CUGCGGAGGGAAGUGAACAAGACAGGAAACUGAAACGGCAACAGGGGAUAAACAGUCAAGGGUUGGAGGUGCCGCCUCCGCUCUGGAUCCCUCCCUUCUCUCCCUCCUGCUCCAUCCCUCUGUCCUUCCCCUUGCAAUAUCCUACACGCCCGUUUGAAUUUUCAGUCGCUCUUCGAAAGACCAAAUUUGUCAUUUUAAAUGCUGUUUCAUCUCCCAUAUCUUCAAUGUACUGGAACAAGACAAACCUUGUUCUCUAUCCCGUUUUCCUCUGUACAAUCUUAGACCUACCGCACAAUUGGUGUCACCUAAGCAUUUUCUGUGAAUUAUUUUCAAUCUGUACUCCUUCAGUUUUGACAUUGUCAUUUUUCUUCUCGAAAAACUAUACAUUUAAGACCAAGAAAGUGCAUGGGAUGGGGAGCCACAAAAUAACAGUGGAAUUAAAACCAUCAACAUGACAACCACAGAAGAUCCAGCUACAAAGAGCCAGGAAAGGUUUCGUUGCCAACCAGAUGUUCCUUUACCUUCUAAAGAACCCCGGGCAAAAUCUAGACCCAGAGACAAUAAAAGACCUAAAGGAAAAAUUAACAUGCGUUCUCCUUCUGGGCUUUUCAUUAUCUUAGGGCUCUUUAUCGUCAUGGUGGGGAUCGCUAUAGCAGUUGUCGGCUACUGGCCACAUAAGCAUAAUUCUCGAGUGUCAGCGAAUCACAAAGGUACAAACUCUAGUGAGACCCAACGUGCAAGAGUAAGGCUUCAGUCUCAACUUGGGCUAAAGCAUGAGAAGCUGAAGUUGAUUGGCCCACUGAUUAUGGGAUUUGGGUUGUUCAUAUUCAUCUGUGCAAACACAGUACUACAUGAAAACCGAGACAGAGAAACCAAACUUUUAGCACAAAGGAAUAUUUAUUCUAUGGCUGGCCAAGCUUGCAAUGGAGAGAAUAAAGAGCCAAAACCGAUGCAACUAGGUCCCAGUCCUAUCUCCACAGACACCAGUUUUCAGUAUUUGGAACAGUGCUGUGCUAGUGAAAAAGCCAGCAGGGCAAACCUAGGUCAAGCAGAGAUAUGGACCAAUUGUCGCAUGUCUGUUAAACAGAAGAUGACUGCCCAACUGCUGCAUCAUAAAAGGCCUUCUCCUUCUAUCUCUCUUCAUAGUGUCCAGUCAGACUCCUGCAACUCCAGUGAAAGAAACCUCAAUGUUCCCUUGAACUGCGGCAUUGACUCCCUGGUUUCCACAUCUGUAAUAUUACCAGUUAUUAAACUGAACAAUUGCAUCAUUGAUACUCCUGUUACUACUACAGUGAUAGAAGGUGUUGAAUUAGACCGGAAAAUGGUCAUGGUUUCCACUGAAGACAUAAGCCAGCUGCAGAGUUAUGGUUACAUUCGGUCCGGUAGUAUCCACAGUGCUGAUGAUGCUCCCCGGUUUGUGGACAUGGACUAUUCCUUGCCUGAAAAGUCAUUCUCCAGCAGGUUCAUUGGAAAAUUGUUGUCUCAAGGCAUCGCCAGGAAAGUGUAUGGUUCAGACAUGCAGCUACACACAACGUGUGCUUACUCCAAAUCAUUUGACCUUGGGAAGGAUGCGAGGCAGCUCAGUGAGCACCAAGUUGAGCAAAAACACAGGAGUUGGCCACGUUUAGAUUGCAGUUCUAUUAAAAAGUAUCUGAGACUGGAAAACCGAGAAGACUCUGUGGACCAGUUACUUGAACAGAUUGAGCGUGAGUAUGCCACUGAGGAACAAAACAUUCAGGAACUCAGCACCCCAAAGGAAUGAAAGAAAUAAAGACUUUUUGUAAAUUAGAAAUGUACUGUUCUUAUAAAAUAUAUUCUUCAGGUAGCCAGUUCCAUGAAACCACUUUGAUUGUGGACAGUUGAAAACAUUCUCAGCUGACAGAAAGUUAAUGUCCCUUUUUUGGUGAUAGUUGUAAUUAUGCCGCCUUUUAUUUGAUUGGUAAUAAGGGGUCUGUGUAUUUCUACAGACUUUAAGGUUCAGGGAAACCAUUGGUCCCUCACAGAUACAAUUUGUAUCUGUUGGAGGGAUUCAAAUGAUUAGAUUAGAUUUCCUACGGUAUGGAAACAGGCCCUUCGGCCCAACACAUCCACACUGACCCUUCGAAGAGUAACCCACCCAGACCUAUUCCCUUACUCCCUAUAUUUACCCCAACUAAUGCAACUAUCACUAUGGGCAAUUUAGCAUGGCCAAUUCACCUAAGCUGCACAUCUUUGGAUUGUGGGAGGAAACCGGAACACCUGGAGGAAACCCACACAGACAUUGGGAGAAUGUGCAAAUUCCACACAGACAGUCGCCACUGUGCCGCCCCUUUGCUAAGGCUUUCCAGAAAAUAACUCUCCUACUUAUAGCACAACAGAAUAAAGUUUGUCUGACCCUCAAUCUCAAAUUAGGAGACUUGAUUCCGAGUGUGUGUUCCUUAAAACUGGUAUAUGAAGGAAAGGUAGUGAAUGUCUGGAGUUUGGAGGCUAGAUCACUGAAGAGGUAGGUCGAUUUUUGAAAUACGAGGUUGAUAGCUGUGAGAAGCUCACAUGAAAGAGGAGUUGAGGUGUAGGGCAGAAUGAUCCUAUUGAAGAGGACAGGUUUUUGAAGAGCUGAAUGGCUUCUUCCUGUUCCUAUUUCUUAUGUUCGCAUUGUAGUAGGACCUCUUUCCCAGUGAAUCUUGCUCCUAUCUUCAUAUGAUUGUCUCUGGAAUGGGCUAACGUAAUCUCCUUCCCAUUAGUUCUUGGUAACAUUUCCACAUGGAUAGCACCGGCUCCCAUUUCAUGCUGCCGACCUGUCCCUGUGCCCAGCUCCUUUGAUUCUUAAAAUGUUGACUUUCCCCAGCUGCAAGGGGCAGUGGUUAGAUUGUCUCUUAUUAGACAUGGUCAUUGUCUAGCAUUUGUUACUUUCCACUGGUCAGUCUGAGCCUGGAUAUUGUCCAGAUCUUGUUGUAUUUGAACAUGGAAUCUUCAGUAUCUGAGGAGUUGCAAAUGGUGCUGAAUGUUGUGUAAUCAUCAGUGAACACCCCCACUGCUGACCUUAUGAUGGAGGGAAGGUCAUUGAUGAAGCAGCUGAUGAUGGUUGGGCUUAGAAAAUUACCAUGAGGGACUCCUGCAGAGAUGUGCUGGAGCUGAGAUGACUGAUCUCCAUUAACCACAGCCAUCUUCCUAUGUGCCAGGUAUGACUUCAACCACUGGAGUUUGCUCCCAAUACCUAUUGCUUCCAGUUUUGCGAGGGCAACUUGAUGCCACACUCUAUCAAGUGUGGCCUUGAUGUCAAGGGUUGUCACUCUCCCCUGCAUUCAGGAAUUCAGCUCUUUUGUCCAUGUUUGAACCAAGGCUGUAAUGAGCUCAGGAGAUGAGUGGCCCUGGGCAUCACUGAGCAGUUUGAUCGCACUGUUGAUGACACCUUCCAUCACCUUACUGAUGAUCAGCAGUAGACAGAUGAUGCAAUAAUUGGCUGGGACAUACCUGGACAAUUUUCCACAUUACUGGGUAGAUGCUGGUGUUGUAACAGUAUUGGAAGGAGCUUGGCUAAAGGAGUGGCAAGUUCGGGAGCAAAAGUCUUCAGUACUAUUAUUAGAAUGUUGUCAAAGCCCAUAGCCUUUGCAAGAUUCAGUGCCUCCAAUCAUUUUCUGAUAUCACAUGGAGUGAAUUGAAUUGUCUGAAGACUGGUAUCUGUCAUGCUAGGGACUACCAGAAGAGGCCAAGAUGGAUCAUCCAUUCAGCAUUUCUGCCUGAAGGUUGUUGUAAAUGCUUCAGCCUCAUCUUUUACACUUACAUGUUGGGCUCUGCCACAACAGAGGAUUUGUGCAGUGUCCUCCGCUAGUGAGUUGUUUAAUCAUCUACCACCAUUCAGAUGUGGCAGCACUGCAGAGCUUACAUCUGAUCCGUUGGUUGUGGGAUCACUUAGUUCUGGCUAUCACUUGCUGCUUAUGCGAGUAGUCCUGUUGGUGGCUUUACCAGGGUAACACCUAAUCUUUAGGUAUGCCUAGUGGUGUUCCUGGCAUGCCCUCCUGCACACUCCAUUGAACCAGGGUCGAACACUUGGAUUGAGAGUAAUGGUUGAGUGUGGGAUGUGCUGGGCCAUGAGGCUACAGAUUGUGCUUGAAUACAAUUCUACUCAUGAUGACGACCCACAGUGCCUCCUGGAUGCCCAGUCUUGAUCUGUUCAAAGUCGGUCCCAUUUAGCACAGUGAUAGUGCCACACAACACAAUGGAGAGUAUUUUCAGUGCACAGCUGAGACUUUGUCUCCACAAGGAUUGUGCAAUGGUCACUCUUACCAAUGCUGUCAUAGACAGAUGCAUCUGCAGCCAGCAGAUUGGUGCAGAUGAGGUCAAGAAUGGUUUUCCUUCAUAGUUCAUUGUGAACAUAUUGGUGAUUUAUAUUUUUCCUUCUCUUACUAUAUUGUUGAGUGGUAAUUGGAUGUUGCCAUUAUACUGGAAUGCACCAUGAGGACUUGCAUAUUUUAAUUUCCAGAUUUUUCCAGUUUUCCAUCAAGUAAUUGUCUUUUUAUAUCGUCUUAUGAUCCUCAGCUUAGUGUAGAGGGACAUGAUUUCUGGGAUAGUACAUAGCCAGUCAUUUGGCUUAAAAAAAAUAGACACUUUGGGUGACUAUCAGUGUGGAGUUUGCACAUUGUCCACAUGGUUGCGUUGGUUUUUUCCAGGUCCUCUCGUUCCCUCCCAUAGUCCAAAGAUGCACAGGUUAUGUGGAGUAGCCAUGGGCAGGAUGCUUUUCAGAUUGGUUCAGACUUGAUGGGCCAAAUGGCCUCUUUCUUCACUGAAGAGAUUCUAUGAUUCUGAGUAGAUAGAGAGAGAAACUAUUUCUGUGAUUGUGUGACUCUAUCUUUUGAACAAUCACAGUCAUGAUGUUUAAAACAAUAAACAAAAUCCUUCUGUAAUGUACUGGAAAAUGAGCUUGAUUCUGUAUCCAAUCAGGUAGACUACCUCAACUGAAUCUGUUGGUUACUUAAUGCAGCUAGGGCACAGUUCAAAAUAACAUCCACUUUUUUAAACAAAUUCCAGCAGUUUGACCUAACAUCUGGUAGGAGUCUAUAAUGAUCACUGCUUCAAAUUAGUGCCAAAUGAAUAUUGUUUGGGCCGAGAGUGGGGGCGGGGGGGAGUGAAUAAGAUUGUGUUUUGUUUUGUACUAUAUUGCCUUUGAAAGACCAGACUUUGAAACUCUGAGAAUUGAUUAAAGUUUUAGUUACAGGCGUGCAUCACUCCAGUCUUCUGUUAGCUUCUCAACAUCUUGUUGCUAUAUGCUACACCAUAGUGAAGCUGACAGUAAGUAACAGGCCUCAGUAUUUGUAACUUGUUUAUAUGUAACAACAUUACUCUUAUUCUCAUCUAAUAAAAGUAGGAGCGAGAGAUGAAUUAUAGCAAGGAAUUUAUUAUUUCUGAAGACUUGGUCCACAUUGUCACUUCCUUUGGAACAAAAUUAUGUUAAUUAUAAUUGUGGCACCCAUUUAAGUGUAGGGGUGUAUUGUGGAGUAAUCACAUCAUU